AUGCCCACAUUCCACCCCUCGCUUGGAACCACCACUGUUAUCCAACUUUCUCACGACGCCCCAGAAGCAAAGUAUGCUCAUCUCACUUUUGAGAUAGUCUUCCAAGAGGGCGAGGACACCAAUGGUCAAUGGGAGAUUUGGACAGACUUGGCUCUUGUCGAUGAGCACGGCAAGCGAAUGAUGGAUGACGGUGCUUGGCACGGCAUGAAGUUUGACAAGGUGGUAGCGAAUGAGACGGACAACGCUCAACUGAUGCAAGGGGAAUCCUCAAAUGUACUGUAUCUGGAUGCCGAGAAGGAGGAACACUCUGCGGCGUGUGUCACCAUGACGGCUCGUGGGGUGAUUGAGGCGAACGAGGGAUCUAAUUGGUCAUACACGUUCCGCAGGGUCAUGGAGAAUGGCGAAGUGCAAUGGUUAGGCUGGGAUGGAGGUAAUGGAUUCAUCAAGGUGGAAAAAAGUCAUGAAGGGAGCGUGGCGGAUUACGACCAGGAGGCCUUGGCUGUGUGUCUGCCGGAUGCAAGCUCGAGCUCGAUCUCGGUGCACACUCUGCCCACCAGCGAAGCUAUCUCCGCGCAUCUCGUCGCGGCUGCAAGAAAACCUCGAACACAUUCAUUCUAUCGGUUGAACGAGUCACCAGUCUCAGGAGAUGCCCUCUCACCGCAUCUUACCUACGGGUUCGUCACUUCGUCGGCAUCAGAGGGCUUCAGACUGGAUCCGGGAUCUCAUUUCGACCAGAUUCAGCAAUUCUACCCUUCAGCACAGACGGCUCUUUCAAGUGCGAUCACGGAUAGCGCAUCUACGCUCUUUGCUGGAGUUCAUAUCGUGCAGGAGCAGCCUAACAUUGCGGCGUUUCAUAUCAACAAAACCGAGAAGGGUUCGGAUUCGGACGCAGGCCGGACAUGGCUCGGUAUCUUCGCAUCUUCGAGGCGUUCUUCUUGCACCAUCUCGGUCGAGGUAUCGAAAGUGUCUGAGGACGGUCACAUGGUCGCCGCCAUCACCAAGUCAGGCAAUCAUCAUGUCGUGAUGGAGGACAGCACAAGCAGCAACAACCUCAACGUCUGGAUCCCUCCUGGAAAGGCUGUCGUCCACCUCAUUGGCAUUCACCCUUUCCUUCAACUCCGCGGAACAGGUGACGCAGAACCAAUCUGGGUAUGCAUACCUGGCGCAACCUCCAUCGAAGCGGGAGAGGAGGAAGUCGACUCUGGUGUUCCCGAACUGCCCGCUGAAACAAGGGAGGUUUUGGAGGAAGAAGACCACGGUUCCGAAGGCGAGCAAUUCAGCUUUCAUACGGAAUCGAUUCCUGAACUGGAAGACGAGCAUGUACGUGAAGUCGAGCCUGUGAGCAAUAAAUCCUCAUGGUGGAUACUCCGACUUGUCAGUCGCUUCCUUGUCAACCUGCUGCACGCUUUCCUGUCGACUCUUGGUUUUGGACCCAGUUCGACGAGGCGAGUGACCCCUGCUCACGGAGACGGAGCGGACGAUGACGAGACGGAUUCCGGUGCGAGGACUCCGGUCGAGCCUGAUGAGACGACCCCUCUGAUUCAGGCGGACAUGUCUCGAUCGACGUCAAUCACCGGUGGUCUCUCGGAUGGGAUGACAACUCCACUCAAGCAACCCCUGUCCCUUUUGACGGUUAUACCACCGACAAAUACCGGAUCCUCCGCCCGAGACCUUGUUCCCUCACCUCUUUUGACUCCAUUGGAAAAGCGAGUCCAGAUCCGAUCUUACAUCAGGUUCUACCUCCCAACCAUGAACCACGGAUAUCACUGUCUCCUGCCUUCAGGCACGACUUUCCAAGGCAAGGUCAAGGUCUCGCGUCGACAAGGGGAUGACUGGUUAGAGGUUCCGGUCACCGAAAAGACCCGAGAAGGAGCGUGUACUGAGCUGGUCCUGGAAGGUGUGAAUGGCGAAACUCAGAUCGAGAUGGAGACAGUCCACUAG
Molecule: messenger RNA, 1941 nt
Organism: Kockovaella imperatae
Lineage: Eukaryota; Fungi; Basidiomycota; Tremellomycetes; Tremellales; Cuniculitremaceae
Exons: 3
Coding region: 1-1941 (646 amino acids)
Source: RefSeq, a predicted model, not a curated record